Messenger RNA from Osmerus eperlanus (European smelt), 1775 nucleotides. RefSeq names its product E3 ubiquitin-protein ligase TRIM35-like. Gene Ontology annotation, biological process: protein ubiquitination. The record is from RefSeq and is a predicted model, not a curated record. Gene Ontology annotation, molecular function: zinc ion binding; ubiquitin protein ligase activity; protein binding. Gene Ontology annotation, cellular component: cytoplasm. Lineage: Eukaryota; Metazoa; Chordata; Actinopteri; Osmeriformes; Osmeridae. Bases 200 to 1615 code for a protein of 471 amino acids. The transcript has 6 exons.
GAGAAAAUAAGACUCAUUCACAACGCACCCUAAGAAGAGAGAUCAAUAUUGCAUUUACACAAAAACAGGCGGAAAUACUGUCAUUUACAGAGACUUUAACUCACUGUUGACCGAAUUUGAGUAAGUUUUAAACACUUUCACCCCAAAUUAAACUUCAGACUGCGGGAAGUUCCACAGGACGGUGUGACUGGGUGAGAAAAUGGCGUCCAGCUCGUUUCUCCCAGAGGAGGAUCUCUCCUGUCCUGUGUGCUGUGACAUCUUUAAAGAUCCCGUCUUCCUGUCAUGUAGCCACAGCUUCUGUAAAGCCUGUCUGCAGGAACACUGGAAACAGAGAGAAUCACAGGAAUGUCCACUCUGUAGGAGAAGAUCUUCCAGACCAGAUCCACCAUGUAACCUGGUCCUGAAGAACCUGUGUGAGUCCUUCUUACAGGAGAGACGUCAGAGAGCUUCAGCAGGGUCUGAGGUGCUCUGCAGUCUGCACAGUGAGAAACUCAAGCUCUACUGUCUGGAUGAUAAACAGCCAGUGUGUUUGGUGUAUCUGGACUCUAAACCACACUCCAACCACAGAUUCAGACCCAUUGAUGAAGCUGCACAGGAUCACAAGGAGGAACUCCAGCCUGCUCUGAAGUCCUUACAGGAGAAGCUGAAGGCCUUUAAAAGAGUUAAACAAACCUGUGAUCAAACAGCAGAGCACAUUGAGAUCCAGACACAGCACACAGAGAGGCAGAUUAAGGAGGAGUUUAAGAAGCUUCACCAGUUUCUACAAGAGGAAGAGGAAGCCAGGAUAGCUGCACUGAGGAAGGAGGAGAAGCAGAAGAGUCAGAUGAUGAAGGAGAAGAUUGAGGGGCUGAGCAGAGAGAUAUCAACACUUUCACACACAAUCAGAGCCAUAGAGGAGGAGCUGAGAGCUGAAGAAAUCUCAUUCCUGCAGAACUACAAGGACACAGUGAAAAAAGCCCAGUCCACUCUGCCGGAUCCACAGCUGGUCUCAGGAGCGCUGAUAGACGUGGUCAAACACCUGGGCAACCUGACCUUCAGAGUCUGGCAGAAGAUGCAGGACAUUGUCACAUACACUCCUGUGAUUCUGGACCCCAACACUGCCCACCCAGACCUCAUCCUGUCUGAGGAUCUGACCAGUGUGACACUCAGUCAGGAGAGACAGCAGCUUCCUGACAACCCAGAGAGGUUUGAUUAUAACAUGUUGAUCCUGGGCUCUGAGGGUUUUAACUCCGGGACACACAGCUGGGAUGUUGAGGUUGGAGACAGUACACACUGGUCACUGGGUGUGUUAACAGAGUCUGUCCAGAGGAAGGGGGGCUUACAGGGUGGAUACUGGGGAAUCAGGUUCUACCAUGGUAAAUACACAGCAAUAUCCUCAUCAGGUCUAGACACUGUACUCACAGUGAGACAGAAACUCCAGAGGAUCAGAGUACAGCUGGACUGGGACAGAGGAAAGCUGUCAUUCUCUGAUCCUGAUAGAAACACACACCUACACACAUUCACACACACCUUCACUGAGAGAGUUUCACCAUUCAUUUGUAAUCGCUGCAUUCUCCACCCUCUGAGGAUCUUACCAGUGAAGGCCUCUGUAACAGUAGAGCAGCACAGUCAUUAGAGCUGGUACCACCUCUAUCUAUAAUGAUUUUUGAUGAAGGAAAGUAAGGAUAUCCAGGUUCAUGUUUCCAUGGAAACUAGGCUUAUUGUUUACGCUGGCACCUAUCUCCUAUUGUUUGAAGUAGCCAAGUCAUGAUCAUCUUAGAUCAUCUCUUGCACUG